AUGCGUUCCACAGCUGCGCUGUUCGCUCUUUCUACUCUCGUCUCUUCCGUUCUCGGAGCCACAUACCCGUUGAAGGACAAGUUCGUCGGCGAGGACUUCUUCACUGGUUUCUCUCACCAGGCGAUUGCCGAUCCCACCCAUGGCCGAGUGAACUACGUCGACCAGGCGACUGCGAAGGCGCAGAACCUCUCCUUCGCCUCUGACACGUCCUUCAUCAUGCGCGCAGACUCCUUCACCGUCCUCGACGCGAACGGGCCCGGCCGGAACUCGGUCCGUAUUCAGAGCAACAACAAGUACGCCACCCAUGUCUCCGUCUACGACAUCAGGCACAUGCCCCAGGGCUGCGGCACCUGGCCCGCUGCCUGGGAGGUCAGUGAGAACUGGCCCACCGAGGGCGAGGUUGACAUCCUCGAAGGCACGAACGACAUCGAGCCGAACCAGUCGACGCUGCACACGAGCGCGAACUGCGCGAUGCCCCACGAGCGCUCGAUGACCGGGGUCUCCGUGAGCGACAACUGCGACGUCGCCGCGAACGGGAACGCCGGCUGCGGCGUGCAGUCGACGAUCCCGAAGUCGUACGGCAAGUCGUUCAACGCCGCCAACGGGGGCUUCUACGCGAUGGAGCGCACCCCGACCUUCAUCAAGGUGUGGUUCUGGUCUCGCGACGACCCCGCCGUCCCCGCGGACGUCAAGACCCCCGGCGCGGCCGUCAACACUGACGCCUUCGGCACGCCCGCCGCGCUCUUCGUGAACGACGCGUGCGACAUUGCGACUCACUUCGCGGCGCACAACAUCGUGAUCAACCUCACGUUCUGCGGUGACUGGGCCGGUAUCCCUCAGUUCUUCAACACGUUGGGCGGCUGCCCUGGCGUCUGCUCUGACUUCGUCAACGCCAACCCCGCCGCGUUCGCUGAUGCCUUCUGGGACAUCGCUGGUAUCCAUGUUUACGAGUAG
Molecule: messenger RNA, 954 nt
Organism: Epithele typhae
Lineage: Eukaryota; Fungi; Basidiomycota; Agaricomycetes; Polyporales; Epitheliaceae
Product: 2 beta-glucan
Exons: 6
Coding region: 1-954 (317 amino acids)
Biological process (GO): glucan catabolic process
Molecular function (GO): hydrolase activity, hydrolyzing O-glycosyl compounds
Source: RefSeq, a predicted model, not a curated record